This is a messenger RNA of Venustampulla echinocandica, 435 nucleotides long. RefSeq lists its product as uncharacterized. NCBI's taxonomy places the organism in Eukaryota, Fungi, Ascomycota, Leotiomycetes, Helotiales, Pleuroascaceae. The transcript has a single exon. Bases 1 to 435 code for a protein of 144 amino acids. Gene Ontology annotation, molecular function: kinase activity. The record is from RefSeq and is a predicted model, not a curated record.
AUGGCGUCCGCUGCAGCAAACGCUACUUCUAAGUUCCUAACUAUCAGUCAAGUCAGCCGUCUCCAUAAUACCUUCGUCUACAAAAUUGCCCAGCCCAGUCAGGCUCCCAUGCCUGAGUCAGCAGUCAAUUCACCCAUUAAUAUCGACUACUAUGAAUCGCAAACCAACUUAUUCCAACUUGCUGCAAACCUUGCUGAAAAGAUAAUGAAGAACCACUCAUAUCAAGAUGAGAACAAGCGCACAGCUUAUGUGGCAGCCAAUAUGUUCCUCAAAAUCAAUGGAUACCAGCUCGAAGAAACGCCUACCGCCUCAAUGGCAGACGCCCACGUUGUCGUAUGUACCAAUAUCUGGACCGCAGAGGAGCUUGGCAGAUAUUAUGAGUCAAAUGCGAGGGCCAUCCCGGGAUGGAGUGAUUGCACUAAGGAAUAUACGUGA